GUUACCCAAUUUACUCUAAAGGCGGAAAAAAAAGCUGAAACAUAGGAAGAAAACAGACCAAUAGUAGCUACUUUCCUAUUCAGCUGAAUGUCUGAAGAAAUAAGGCAGUGUACGCCUUUGUAUUUGCCUGUCCCCAAAGAUAACAGACCGGUCAGAAAUUGAACAACCAGGCAGGAGGUUGCGUUAUGUAAACGCCUGUCUUUUCUGACGAAAUGAGAGGGCGGAUGAGGACUCUUUAAAUUAGCUAACUAGCAAGCUGACCAUCAUUUUCUUCUUCUAGCAAGGUUUGUGUGGUUAUUACUCUCUUUAUCAGAGAACUAUAGAGACAGUAAUCACGGCAGUUGUCUGUAAAUACGUGCCCAGAAUUGUCAUUCAUUGACCGCCUCCAAGCCCCGGGGCUCUCCCCCGGCCGGCGACAGAAGCAUGGCAGGAAAUCCGAGGAGGGGCGCUGGUCUCAUCGGCUUGAUGAAGGACGCAUUUCAGCCCCAUCACCAGCCUCUCCAGCCUCACCAACCUGCAGUGGUAGACAAGAAAAUGGUGGAGAAAUGCUGGAAACUUAUGGAUAAGGUGGUGCGUCUGUGCCAGAACCCUAAGGUGGCCCUGAAGAACAGCCCCCCAUACAUCCUGGACCUACUGCCAGACACCUACCAGCACCUCCGCACCAUACUGUCCCGCUACGAGGGCAAGAUGGAGACGCUUGGGGAGAACGAGUACUUCCGGGUGGUGAUGGAGAACCUGACCAAUAAGAUCAAGCAGACCAUGAGCUUGUUCAAGGAGGCCAAGGAGCGCAUGUACGAGGAGAACUCUCAGCCCAGGCGGAACUUGACCAAGCUGUCGUUGAUAUUCAGCCACAUGCUGGCUGAGCUAAAAGCCAUCUUUCCCAAUGGCCUGUUCCAAGGAGACAACUUCCGCAUCACCAAAGCUGACGCCGCCGAGUUCUGGAGGAGGUCUUUUGGUGACAAGACCAUUGUUCCAUGGAGGACGUUCCGCCAGGCUCUUCAUGAAUUCCACCCCAUCAGCUCAGGCCUGGAGGCCAUGGCUCUCAAGUCUACCAUCGACCUCACCUGCAACGACUGCAUCUCCGUCUUUGAGUUUGACAUCUUCACCAGGCUCUUCCAGCCGUGGUCAUCUCUCCUGAGGAACUGGAACAGUCUGGCUGUCACACAUCCGGGGUACAUGGCCUUCCUCACCUACGACGAGGUCAAGGCCCGACUGCAGAGGUUCAUCCACAAGCCUGGCAGUUAUAUCUUCAGACUGAGUUGCACUCGGCUGGGCCAGUGGGCCAUUGGCUACGUCACUGCAGAUGGGAACAUCCUGCAGACCAUCCCCCACAACAAGCCCCUCUUUCAGGCCCUCAUUGAUGGAUACAGGGAGGGAUUCUACUUGUUCCCAGAUGGCCGGGCCCAGAACCCAGACCUCACAGGUCUGUGUGAGCCCUCCCCACAGGACCACAUCAAAGUCACACAGGAGCAGUAUGAGCUCUACUGUGAGAUGGGCUCCACAUUCCAGUUGUGUAAGAUCUGUGCAGAGAACGACAAGGAUGUGAAGAUAGAGCCCUGCAGCCACCUCAUGUGCACCUCCUGUCUCACUGCCUGGCAGGAAUCGGAGGGGCAGGGCUGUCCAUUCUGCCGCUGUGAGAUUAAAGGCACAGAGCCCAUCGUGGUAGACCCCUUCCACCCCAAGAACAGCAGCAGCGGGGCCUCCUUUGCCAGCUUCCAGGGACCUUACGGGGCGGAAGGAGGGGGCUCCCUGUCAGUCUCCCCCAGCAACGAUGAGGACGAUGACGAGCGCCUGGAGGACCCCCACCUCAUUAUGAACAGGCUGGCCUGCACCAAGGUGGAGCGCCCGCCCUCCCCUGUGACGCCGCUGCCCCCUGUGCCCCCCCGGCUGGACCUGCUGCAUCAGAGGCCCCCCAGCUCCCCAGGGGUCCUGGGCCAAGGAGCAACAACCAAGAUUGCAGCCCUCCACAGAGACAAACCUUUGCCCCUCCCUCCUGCCCUGAGAGAGUUACCCCCUCCUCCCCCACCCGAACGCCCCUCUCCCCUUGGACUGCCAGAGGGCCGGCUCCAAAGGAGACCCCUGCCAUGCACCCCUCCAGAGCCCAACUGGGCCUCCAACUACAUGGUUCCCCGCCCCGUAGCCAAGGCCCCCCCACAGACCAACGGACCCAGUGACAGUGACUGUAUCCACAGAGCAAAGCCGCUAGCAGCGACCAACGCUAUCUACUCCCUGGCAGUCGGGCCUCCUCAACAGGAGUCUACUGGUGAGAAGUCAUCUGGGAGUGAUGAGGAGAAUGAGUACAUGAGCCCCACCUCUCUCCCUGCAGGAGGAUCCUCCUGGGCCAUGGCGGGUGCUGUUGUGCCCGCACCACCACUGCUCCAAACCACUAACCACGACUCACGGACUGUGGUGUGUGAUGUGGACUGUGAGGACCCUCAGGUGUAUGAGUCCAUGUGUAACAUCCAGGCGCAGGCUAGUGCUACUGUGCUCCUACCUCUGGCCUCCCUGUCCCUGCCCCAGCAGCCCCCGGAAUCAGACUACCUCAUCCCUCCCCCUGCGGUUCCCCUGCACCAUGUGGUAGAGGAGAUUGAGGAAGAGGAUGUGUAUGAGUAUGACUACCCACGACCCCAAGCUCCCCCGGCACCCGCCAGGCGCACCCUCUCUGAUGUCACCGGCACCUCGGCCGUCUUCAGCUGCCUCUCAAUGGAUAGCCCUACCAUAGAUGCCUCUACGUUUGCAUCAGGUCAGGACCCCGAGCGCCCCCCUAAGCCCCUCCCCCGCCGGGUCAACUCAGACCACCGGCCCCGCCCCCUUACCCCAGAGGCCCUGCCCCCUGCUGCCAGUCCAUCAGCUGGCUCCCGAGGGGGGCCCGGUCCCGCUCCAGUUCCCGGUGCGGCGCUACCCAUCAACGGGGAGAUAGAGUGUCUGAUGAGCCAGGGUUACUCAUUCCAGGACAUUCAGAAGGCCCUGAUGAUCGCCCAGAACAACCUGGAGACGGCCAAGAACAUCCUGCGCGAGUUUGUCUCCAUCCCCUCCACGGCCCACAUCCUCACGUAGCAGCCUCAACACCGCACCCUAUAUCAUUCACCCACUGUGCCAUAAUGGAUAGCAUUUCUACUGUGCUGGUUGUGACAGGUCUAGAAGCGCUGUAAAUUGUAAGGGUAGGAGGACUCACCUCGGUCCCAUGCACAGGCAUCUAGUGAGAGAAUCUAAAGGGAGAGGGAGAAUGCUUGAUGUGGCCUCUGUAUGGCCAAGCCUUUGACCCUUGUAUGGUCGUUUGUGCUUGGCUCUGGUCUUAUUGUGUGGCUCUAAGCAUUUCCUUGUUUCUGAGUGCAGGGUAGAAUAAGCCUAACUUUACACUGUGUGCUUAGGCUGCAGUGUCUCGCAAGGAAUAGUUUGGGACUUAUUGUGCAGCAGCAGUAACUGUCAUUGGGGCAUACUUGACUCAUGAUUCCCACUCCCUCUUCACCCUAAUGGUGCCCAUGUUAGUUUUGGUUGGGUCAUAGUCGUACAUACAGUUUGUAGCUAGAUACGCCAGGUGGAGACUAAAGCAUUUGAUUUUGUGGUUUGUGCUAAAGCUAAUGAAUGUGAAUAUUUUAGUUGCAUUGCAGUAUUACAGGGCUCCAUGUCAUACAUUUCACUGUAAUUGUAGUAGACGAAGUAACGGUUUUUAAAAAGUAAGCAUAACUCCAAAUUGCUUUAGUUCCUGGUUUAGUGAUUGUCUUAUAAUAUAUAACAGUCUGAAUGACGUGUACGUAAUCUUGGAAUGUACAGUAAGCGUAUUCAAUGUAGUGCUAACAUUGACUGGUGAACUAACGUGUAACAUUUCUGAUGUCAUUAUUUUGUAUAAUUGUAUUAAUGCCACCAGUGGUAGUGGUUUCACGGUUAAGCCUUAUUGUUAAUUCUGUGAAUAGCUUAUAUAUUUUAAAGUGAGUGUCCUUUUUUAAUGUCAUACUUAAAAAUUAAGGGAGUAUAUGUGCCCUAUCUGAAUUUUGCUCUCUACUAAUCAGUGUGCAAUUGGACUGCUGCUUGUAAGGGUUUGUUUUUUCGUAUCCAUACUAUUAAUUUUCCAGACAAUAACAUGUUGAUUGGGCAGAGAAGACAAAGUGAUCCCAAGUCAUGUAUACACCAUGAUAUUUAGUGAAAUGAAGUACUUAAUUGGCACUACCUCAGACUUGCUUUGCUGCCUCCUCUGGGAAAGAACACUUUGUACAACGUUCUUGUUUAUACGUUACAAACAGAACAUUGCCCCAUCUUAAGGUGGCUCAAUAUUAGUUUUGAACUUUUAUGUAGUUUCUUUGUACCUACGUUGAUUAGCAUUGUUUUUUCCCCCAAGGAUGUGGCUUCGACACAUUGAGAAAUCUGUAAAUAUAUGAAUAAUUAAAUCUAUUUCCUUUGAAUUUGAAACCCCGUUGAACAGAGGGAGUUUUUGUCAUUGUCUUCUGGACUCAGGUACACAUCAGACUGAACAAUGUGCAGUGAUAUGCCAAGGUUGUAUGGGGACUCUCACACCAGAAAUGUUAGGUGUUAAUGUGUUGGAUUCAAAGCCAAAAGCAUUUAAAUACAGGUUUAAAUCACAUAUUAUUAGAUACUUGUAAGGUAAAUGUAAAGAAUGGCCAUGAUAUUUCUGCAUCGGUUUGUUUCGCUUGAGUUCAAUAUUGUUUUAACUUCUUUCAAAUUGUGAUAUACAUUGACUGCAAUUCAUUGAUCAUGAACUUAAGUGCCACUCCUUGUAAAAUCCUUUGUGAGAAUUGACUUGAAACUGAAAUGGUUCAAAGUGGUGCUUUCUAAGGCCUCUGCUUUCCACUGUCUCGCUCAUAUGUGGACUUACCACAAGAGGGCACUCUGUCAUAAGAGAUUGCUGUGGUCUCAUGCCACACUAGUCAUUGCACCACACACAGUGCUCAAUAGUUGCAGAAUUUACUGUUGGUACUUUGUCGUUCGAUCCAAUGUGAAAUUGUAUGUUAUAAUUCAUUGUGCGCCUCACCUGUACAUACGGAGAGAACUAACAAAAAAAAGAGCUUUUUUUCAUUGCCUUAUUGCAUGUGUAGAUGAAGUAUUUUAUUUAUUGAUUUUAAUAUACUCAGCAUUCAUUAUGUUGCCAUGUGUUCAUGCCUCAGCCAUUAAAGAUUUUCAA
Molecule: messenger RNA, 5137 nt
Organism: Coregonus clupeaformis (lake whitefish)
Lineage: Eukaryota; Metazoa; Chordata; Actinopteri; Salmoniformes; Salmonidae
Product: E3 ubiquitin-protein ligase CBL-like
Exons: 15
Coding region: 424-3057 (877 amino acids)
Biological process (GO): negative regulation of epidermal growth factor-activated receptor activity; cell surface receptor signaling pathway
Cellular component (GO): membrane raft; plasma membrane
Molecular function (GO): ubiquitin protein ligase activity; SH3 domain binding; receptor tyrosine kinase binding
Source: RefSeq, a predicted model, not a curated record